Sebastes umbrosus (honeycomb rockfish) is the source of this 7828-nucleotide messenger RNA. RefSeq names its product neuroblast differentiation-associated protein AHNAK. The record is from RefSeq and is a predicted model, not a curated record. The transcript has 5 exons. Gene Ontology annotation, biological process: regulation of RNA splicing. Gene Ontology annotation, cellular component: nucleus; cytoplasm. Bases 110 to 7030 code for a protein of 2306 amino acids. NCBI's taxonomy places the organism in Eukaryota, Metazoa, Chordata, Actinopteri, Perciformes, Sebastidae.
UGAGGAGCUUCAACACAACUUCAACAACACGGAGGCCCAAACACACGCCUGAUGGACGCUGAGGUUUAGUCGAAGGGUAUUUUUUGCCACUGUGACAGACACAAGGUUCAUGCCAUCACACCGCCGGGGAAGGAGUCUCUCUGAGGCGCUGACCUUGGAGCGAUCAGCGGAGGGCGGCCUCGUCGUUUCCAGCAUUGACGACAGUUCUUCAGCCAAUCAGGGACUGAAGGAAGGGGAUGAACUUUUGGGGGCAACAAUAAAUUUUGAUCACCUGUCAAAAGCCGAGGUGUUAGAAGUACUGAAGCUGAUGGAGCCGUUUGAUGACAAGAUCCAGGUCCUCACCAGGAACAACAUGAGCAAGAGCCUCGGAAACUUGCACCAGAGUGCUAAGAAUCCUGAGACGAUGCUGAAGGAUUCCUACAACAAACUCUACAAUGCCAGAAUCAAGAAGUUUAUGAAAGGUGACUUGCUCAGUGCAGACGAGGACUCUGUGAACACGGAGGUUACUGCCAAGCAAAUUCUACAAAGCUCAUCCAACGUCAACCAAAAGCACGACAUGGGGUUGCCUCGCCUCGGAGUUGACUUUGGACUUUUGAAAAGCAAAACUCUGUCCACAGACAUUGGUGCUGAUUCACAAUAUGGUGCUGCUGGAGAAUUAGCAUAUGACAACAAUCUGAACCUUCCACCGUUGGGUCUCGGGCUGAAUGGGACUACUCUAAGUGGAGCUCAGGUACCAAGACUGAAAGUUGAUGCUAGAAAUCCACAGUUUGACACUCCAGACUUCCAUCUGUCCGGAACAUUACCAGAGGGUCCAAACACUACGGCUGGUAUACAACUGCCAAACAAUGACACAGUUGACUUGACAAUGCCAAAUCUUCAAAGACCUCAAAUUGGACUGGAAAGCAACCCAACCUUUAGAGCUCCAGAAAUGGGUAUGGACUUAAACGGUUCAGAUGUUAGCACCCGUGACAUGGAAAUAAACCUUAAUGGGGGAGAUAUCACUGGUCCAUCCUUUGACACCGGUGUUCCCAAAGUGGGAAUUGAAGGAACAAACAAAAUGCCAAAAUUCAAAAUGCCAGACCUGGGCCUCUCUGGACCUUCUUUGAGUGGUCCAGAAGGCGAGGUCAACACACCUGAUGUAGGAACCCCAGAUGUUCCCUCAGGUAAACUCGGUCUCAUGUAUUCCAAGAGGCUGAAAAACCCAGAUCUAAAUGUGGACAACCCUUCUGGUUAUGUAGAGUCACCCAAGCUCAGCUUGACUGGGAGAUCUCCUGACUUAGAUCUAGACAUUCCAGGUGUUGAUGUACCACAACUUGAUUUACAUGGGCAGGACAUUGACAUGCCUUCAGGGAAAGUCAAAGUGCCACUUAAGAAACAAAAGAUUGAUCCUAAAUCUACGGAUUUAGAUGUGGAUGCCCCAUUUGGUAAAUUGACUAAGCCCAAAUUUGGGUUCACAGGCAAAAGUGAAGUUGAUGUUAAAACACCAAAGAUAAAAGGUGGGAUUAAUGCACCUAAUGUAAAUCUACCAAAAGCUGGUCUAAAAGGAUCAGAUUUAGCCAUUAGCACUCCAUCGGUUGGCACUAAAGUUCCAUCUGGAAAAUACAAAGCUCCUAAGUUUAAAAUGCCCAAAUUUGAUUUACCAGACAUUCGAGUUCCAAAUUUUAAUGGAGAUUUAGAGGGACCAGAUGUGCGGUUGGCAGCACCAGAUCUCAAAGCUGGAUUGGUUGACCUAAAUGUACCCUCAACUGACUUGGAUUUUGGAAGCUCAUCUGGAAAACUCAAAAUGCCAGGCUUUGGCCUAUCUAGGCCUAAAGUUAAAGGCCCUCAAUACGAGUUAAAAACUCCAGGCAUGGAUGUGUCCGCUCCCAAGUUUAAAGGGGGGGGCAUCAAUUUGCCUGGUGGUGAUAUCAAAGGCCCAAAGCUAGACCUUAAUAGCCCUGAUAUGGAUGUUAAUAUGCCUUCUGGUAAAUUAGGCAUUGACGCAGAUGCUCCUUCUGGCAACCUUAAACUGCCAAAAUUGAAGCUCUUUGGCGCAUUACCAAAGAGUAAAGAUAUGGAUAUCAAUGCAGGGAUGAAAACACCUGAACUAGCUCAGAAAUCCCCAAAGAUAAAUGGCAUAGAUGUUCCUGAUGUGAGUGUACCAAAAGUGGAUCUUCAAGCUCCAAAUUUUGAUCUCAACUCCCCAGAUGUAAACAUUGGUUCACCCAAAGGAAAAUUUGCAAUGCCAAAGCUGAAUGUACCCAGCUUAGACUUGUCAGGUCCAAAAGGAGGACUCGAUGUGGAUGCAUCUCUAAACAGACCACGCCUACCAUCAGGUGGUUUUGAUAUUGAUGCACCUUCAUUUGAUCUGAAAGGCCCAAAACAUUUACCAAACAUGGAUCUUAAAGCUCCAAAGAUAAAGGGUGGAAUUGGUGCCCCUGACUGGGACUUACCAAACAUGGAUCUUAAAGCUCCAAAGAUAAAGGGUGGAAUUGGUGCCCCUGACUGGGACUUACCAAACAUGGACCUUAAAGCUCCAAAAAUUGAUAUGAACACUCCAAAUGUCAACAUUAGUUCACCCAAAGCAAAAUUAAAGAUGCCCAAAUUAAAGAUGCCUAAAUUUCCAAGCCUAAAAGGACCUGAGUUUGAUGGAAACUUGGAUGGCCCAGAUGUUGAUGUAAAUGUACCCAAGGUCAACCUCAAAGGUCCUAAAGCUGAUAUGGGAUUGCCAGAUUUUGAUAUUUCUGGUCCAUCUGGAAAAUUAAAAAAGCCAAAUUUUAACCUGCCUAAUUUUGGGCUUUCUGGUCCAAAGUUAGAUGGUCCUAACCUGGACCUCAAAACACCUGAUCUAGGUCUAUCUGGUCCUAAUCUCAGUGGUGGCUUAAAUGCACCUGACAUAAACAUGCCGAAAAUUGAUCUUAAAAGCCCCAAACUGGACCUUAAUACCCCAAAACUCAACUUUGGUGGGCCAUCAGGUAAACUGAAAAUGCCAGAGCUUCAUGCUCCAGACUGGGAUGUUAAUGCUCCCUCGGGCAAAUUGAAAAUGCCUAAAUUUGAUCUUUCAGGUAAAUUACCGAAGGGACCAAAUAUGGACAUAAACACUGAUCUGAAUUCACCAGAUCUGAGCCUGAAUGCCCCAGAGAUAAAGGGUGGAAUUGAUGCCCCUGACUGGGACUUACCAAACAUGAACCUGAAAUCUCCCAAGUUAGAUGUGAACACUCCAAAUGUCAACAUUGGUUCACCCAAAGCAAAAUUUAAAAUGCCCAAAUUUAAAACGCCUAAAUUUCACUUCUCAAGUCUAAAAGGACCUGAGAUUGGCGGAAACUUGGAUGGCCCAGAUGUAGAUGUAAAUGUACCCAAGGUCAACCUCAAAGGUCCUAAAGCUGAUAUGGGAAUGCCAGAUUUUGAUAUUUCUGGUCCAUCUGGAAAAUUCAAAAAGCCAAAUUUUAACCUGCCUAAUUUUGGGCUUUCUGGUCCAAAGUUAGAUGGCCCUAACCUGGACCUCAAAACACCUGAUUUAGGUCUAUCUGGUCCUAAUCUCAGUGGUGGCUUAGAUGCACCAGACAUAAACAUGCCCAAGGUUGACCUCAAAAGCCCAAAGCUGGACCUCAAUACCCCAAAGUUGAACUUUGGUGGGCCAUCAGGUAAACUGAAAAUGCCAGAGCUUCAUGCUCCAGACUGGGAUGUUAAUGCUCCCUCGGGCAAAUUGAAAAUGCCUAAAUUUGAUCUUUCAGGUAAAUUACCGAAGGGACCAAAUAUGGACAUAAACACUGAUCUGAAUUCACCAGAUCUGAGCCUGAAUGCCCCAAAGAUAAAGGGUGGAAUUGAUGCCCCUGACUUGAACUCACCAAAAAUGAACCUGAAAUCUCCCAAGUUAGAUGUGAACACUCCAGAUGUCAACAUUGGUUCACCCAAAGCAAAAUUUAAAAUGCCCAAAUUGAAAAUGCCUAAAUUCCACUUCCCAAGUCUAAAAGGACCUGAGAUUGAUGGAAACUUGGAUGGCCCAGAUGUAGAUGUUAAUGUACCCAAGGUCAACCUCAAAGGUCCUAAAGCUGAUAUGGGAUUGCCAGAUUUUGAUAUUUCUGGUCCAUCUGGAAAAUUCAAAAAGCCAAAUUUUAACCUGCCUAAUUUUGGGCUUUCUGGUCCAAAGUUAGAUGGUCCUAACCUGGACCUCAAAACACCUGAUUUAGGUCUAUCUGGUCCUAAUCUCAGUGGUGGCUUAGAUGCACCAGACAUAAACAUGCCCAAGGUUGACCUCAAAAGCCCAAAGCUGGACCUCAAUACCCCAAAGUUGAACUUUGGUGGGCCAUCAGGAAAACUGAAAAUGCCAGAGCUUCAUGCUCCAGACUGGGAUGUUAAUGCUCCCUCGGGCAAAUUGAAAAUGCCUAAAUUUGAUCUUUCAGGUAAAUUACCGAAGGGACCAAAUAUGGACAUAAACACUGAUCUGAAUUCACCAAAUCUGAGCCUGAAUGCCCCAAAGAUAAAGGGUGGAAUUGAUACCCCUGACUUAGACUUACCAAACAUAAACCUGAAAUCUCCCAAGUUAGAUGUGAACACUCCAGAUGUCAACAUUAGUUCACCCAAAGCAAAAUUUAAAAUGCCCAAAUUGAAAAUGCCUAAAUUCCACUUCCCAAGUCUAAAAGGACCUGAGAUUGAUGGAAACUUGGAUGGCCCAGAUGUUGAUGUAAAUGUACCCAAGGUCAACCUCAAAGGUCCUAAAGCUGAUGUGGGAAUGCCAGAUUUUGAUAUUUCUGGUCCAUCUGGAAAAUUCAAAAAGCCAAAUUUUAACCUGCCUAAUUUUGGGCUUUCUGGUCCAAAGUUAGAUGGCCCUAACCUGGACCUCAAAACACCUGAUCUAGGUCUAUCCGGUCCUAAUCUCAGUGGUGGCUUAAAUGCACCUGACAUAAACAUGCCCAAGGUUGACCUCAAAAGCCCCAAACUGGACCUUAAUACCCCAAAGUUGAACUUAGGUGGGCCAUCAGGUAAACUGAAAAUGCCAGAGCUUCAUGCUCCAAACUGGGAUGCUAAUGCUCCCUCGGGCAAAUUGAAAAUGCCUAAAUUUGAUCUUUCAGGUAAAUUGCCAAAGGGACCAAAUAUGGACAUAAACACUGAUCUGAAUUCACCAGAUCUGAGCCUGAAUGCCCCAAAGAUAAAGGGUGGAAUUGAUGCCCCUGACUUGGACUUGCCUAAUAUGGGCCUUAAAGCUCCCAAAUUAGACAUGAACACUCCGGAUGUGAACAUUGGAUCAAAGCUGAAUAUGCCGAAAUUGAAAAUGCCGAAAUUUGAUCUUUCAGGUAAAUUGCCAAAGAUAAAGGGUGGAAUUGAUACCCCUGACUUGGACUUGCCUAAUAUGGGCCUCAAAGCCCCCAAAUUAGACAUGAACACUCCAGAUAUGAACAUUGGAUCAAAGCUGAAUAUGCCAAAAUUGAAAAUGCCUAAAGUUAAUCUACCAAACCUAAAAGGACCUGAGAUUGAUGGAAACUUUGAUGGCCCAGACAUCAAUGCACCCAACAUCAACCUCAAAGGGCCCACAACUGACUUUGAUAUACCAGAUGUUGAUUUUGGCAGCCGAUUUAAAAAGCCACAUUUGAAAAUGCCUGAUGUGGGGUUUUCUAGUCCAGAGUUAGAAGGCCCAAACUUUGACUUCAAGUCACCAGAUUUUAAUGCCAAAUUACCAAAAGGACCCAAUUUGAAUUUAAAUUCGGACCUAAAAACUCCAGAUUUUAAUCUCAAAGCUCCAAAAUUGAAAGGUGGAAUCAAUGCCCCCAAAUUGGGAUUACCAAACAUGGACCUUCACGCUCCCAAAUUAAAUAUGGACACCCCAAAUGUCAACAUGCCAAGUUUAAAGACACCAGACCUCAGUCUCUCUGGACCUAAGGCAAAAAUGCCAGACCUGAAUCUUGCAGGACCUUCACUGAAAGGCCCUGGUCUAAGUAUGCCAGACUUACACUUGCCUGAUACCAGUUUCAAAGGUCCCAAGCUAGACCUCAAUGCAAAACGUCCUGAUCUUGGAAUAAAUGGUAACAUAGGACGACCUGAUAUGAACUUCAAUGCCCCUAAUGUCAAAGGAGGAAUAAGAGGUCCAGAUGUUGACAUGAAUGUUCCCUCAGGGAACAUCCAGGGUCCUCAGACUGAUUUUGAUAUGGCAAACAGAAAAUUCAAACUCCCUUCUUUCAAGCUGCCUCAGUUUGGAGGUCCAGAUCUUAGCAGGACAGGGUCCGAUAUUGACUUUGGUGCAUCUCUGAGACCAACAAAUCUGGAUAUUUCUCCUCCAAAUGCAAAACUGAAUAUGAAACCACCACAGUUACUGAAGGGGGAUUUCACAGGUCCGAAUGUUAGUGCUCCAAACAUGCCGAAAGUGUCAAUGCGGAAUCCAGCGCUGCAUCUCAAAUCUCCAGAUCUUGACAUUGAUGAUCCUUCACUAAAUUUCAAUGGACCUUCUUAUAAGAAUCGCAGGUCAGAUAUCCCAGGGGUAAACAUGAGAAUGCCUGACCUGGAUGUGGAUGGAAAUGUCCGACUUCAUCACACUGACAGGCAGCCACCCAGGUACAAAGACAGGUCCAGCUACCCUACGAUGGAUGCUGGUUUUGGCCACCACAUUGAUUACAAGCGUUCAGAUCUCAACAUUGAUGAUUUCACAGGAAGGGAUCACGUGCUUAGAGCCAGAGGUUCAAAACUGGACUUCCAGGCGCCACCUAACUACGGACAGGUGAUCUCCCCAUCAGGUGUUAAAAUGAGGGACCCCAGACACACCAGAAGAGUUCCUUCUGGUGAGGUUGACAUCUAUUCAAUGCACCGCAGAUCAUUGCAGCAAGUACCUAACGCACGUUUGCCACAUUUCUCUCAAGACCAAGGAAUAAGAGUCCCUGACAGUUCAGAUGGAUACUACGUCACUGUUUUCCCCGACCAAGCACAAAGUCAACGAACGCCAAACCUCAAAUAUAACUCACUUGGGGGGCCUGACUUUCAUCCAGGAAACAUUGACCUUGAGGUUCCACGAGGAAAUGACCUAAAAGGGGAAUCCACUUUCUUUUACUCCAACCUCAUAUAGGUUCCAAACCACUGAUGUUUCCAUAAGCGGUACCAAAUGUUUCUUUUAGUGUGCUUUUUAUAUUGGGUUUAUUUAUUGUGACUUGUAUGUGUAUUGUAUGAUUUAAACAUUUUUGAAAUGUGUCACUUUCUGCCUUAUUUAAGUUUUUUGUUUGUAUAUAAAGCCAAUCUUGUUGCUAACAUUAAAAUGCAGCAAUUUUUAACUUGCACUAUAUGUAAAUUCAAACUUUUUCCACCUUUUUGUAAUUUGUAUGUUUGUACGAUACAACACUUGUACUUGAAAAGUAGGUAUUCUUUCUAUGUACAUUUAAGUUAAGUUAUGGCACCAAAAAUCCCCAAAUUUUCUCUCUAUUUUACUGCUGAUGUUGAAACUCGAGGAGGAAAUUUGUGGAUUUCUGGGUACUAUUACAAGAUCAAAGGAUAUAAGUUGUUUUGUUAUAUAUUAUCAACUGAAUGUUGAAAUAUCCAAUGUUGUGCAUAUGUUUAUAUUAUACUUGAUGCCUAUACUUUUGAAACUCCCCACUUUAUUUUAUAUUAAUUGGGGAUAUACAGUAUAUAGUUCUUUUUAUAUCAUUUUAUAACUAUUUUUGCUUCAACAGAUUUUUUUUGCUUUAACAUUUUUGAGCAAUAAUAUAAUAAAUGAUCAUGAAAUGAUUAAAGAUGACUACAUAUACUAAACUAAAAACGGGCGUAAGCCAUUUCAAAUGUGACCAAAAAGCUAUUAAAGUGGGUUACAAUGGACGCACCAUAUAUCAUUUUGUUAUUAAAUUGUAUGAAAUAAUAAACACAAAAAUAUGUA